CGUCCCCUCUUGCUCACAAGACCUUGACGGAGUUCGGAGACGAGCGAUUGGCCGUACUGCCGGUACCGGGAACGCCUGGACAGCGACGGUCGACGGCUAGGUAGACAGUGAUUGGCAAAGGUGAGUGACGACUGCGAUAACCGACGUUCCAGACUUCCAGGAUUCCAGUCGUAAGGGCCGUUCCAGGCUCCAAGUCUCGAAAUCCCACCAGUUAACCAGUGCAUAGGGUUUCCAAUUCAGCAUGGUGAGGUUCAAGAAUAGAUACAUGGUGAUGGAAGUCUUUCUGGAUCCAAAUAAGGAUAUUAUGGUAAAUGACCCCAUCAUAAUUACACAAUUCAAUUUGAUGAAAUCUAUCAAAGAUAGCAUGCUCGCAAACUUUGGAGAGUGUGGUCUAGCCUCAUCACUCAACUCUUUACAUGUGAAGUAUGUAAAUCCUAUUACAAAAGUUUGCAUAAUUAGAGCAUCAAGAGAAGAUUAUAAAAAUGUUUGGGCUGCAGUUACCAUGAUUAGAAGCAUCGGCAACUGCCCCGUGGUCUUCAACUUACUUGACCUGAGUGGAAGUCUUGAAGCCUGCAAAGAGGCUGCUUUGAAGUGUGAAAUGUCAAAGUUUGAGCACUACAAGUUGCGGGUUGGAAGCCAGAUCAAUGGAGAUGCUGAGCAGCUCAUGACGAAUUGUCUCGAGAAGAUCAAAGUUUUGGAGCACUGAAAUCUUCUUUUUGAGGUCAUCUAUUCAAAUCCCUUUUUUUUAUUUUGCACUGUUUUGUUGCAUUCUAUAAGUCUCUGAGUUUUGAUGGGGGCUGUUUGGCAACUUCUGAAUAGGUAAGUGCUGAACCAGUAAGAGGUCUGAACCAUUAAGUGCUGAACCAGUAAGAGGUCUGAACCAUUAAGAGCUAGUAUAUUGCUUAACUAUUCAGAGGCAAAUGUCUGAUCAAUUCAGAUAAGAGGUCUUAACCAUUCAAACUUUGUAUAAUACUUAAUCAUUCAGAGGCAAAUCUCUUAACCAUUCAAACAUCUGAACCAUUAAGAGGCUGAAACAAACAGUCUGAACCAUU
Molecule: messenger RNA, 1052 nt
Organism: Cuscuta campestris
Lineage: Eukaryota; Viridiplantae; Streptophyta; Magnoliopsida; Solanales; Convolvulaceae
Source: the annotation of a GenBank genome assembly